Lodderomyces jiufengensis is the source of this 909-nucleotide messenger RNA. RefSeq names its product bifunctional 4-hydroxy-4-methyl-2-oxoglutarate aldolase/oxaloacetate decarboxylase. The coding region runs from base 1 to 909 and encodes 302 amino acids. Lineage: Eukaryota; Fungi; Ascomycota; Pichiomycetes; Serinales; Debaryomycetaceae. The record is from RefSeq and is a predicted model, not a curated record. The transcript has a single exon.
AUGAAUAAGACCAAAUUGAUAAAUAAAAAUCUGGGGUCCAAACAAUUAAACACAAAACCAAUUUUAUAUUCAAUACUAAUUUUAUAUUUAAUUUCAGUAUUUGCAUUACAUUUUUAUAAUAAAUUUAUAUUAGAAUUAGAAGCAUUAGAACCAAUGCCACCACCAAUUACAAAGAAAUUAACAACAAAAGAAGUUGUACAAAUCUUAUCUAAAUACACUCCUUGUGACGUAUCAGACUCAUUAAAUCAACAUGGUAUAAAAAAUGGUGGUUUCAUACCAAAUUUAGUUAACCGAUCACCGGUAUUAACAAGUCAUUCAAAACAAUCAGCCGUAGGUAAAGCUUAUACUGUAUUAUAUGCACUAAAAUCAGAUCCAAGACCAGCUGUUAAAGAAUCAUAUAUUGAUCAAGUGCCAGAAGAUUCCAUAAUUUUAAUUGGUCUACCAUUAGAUUUACAAUUAACAAACGCACCGUAUCAAAAAGUAAAUAACGCUUUAUAUGGAGGUCUAAUGUCAACAAGAGCUCAGUAUAGAAAAGCAAAUGGGUCCGUUAUUUUAGGUAGAAUAAGAGAUUUGGAUGAACAUAAUGAUUUAAAGUAUCCAGUCUGGUCUUAUGGAGUAGGUACAAGUGCUCCUGGUCCGUUAUUAAAAGUUGUUGGUAUAAAUGUUCCAAUUGAAAUUAAAAUUAAUUCAAUUGAUCCACAUAAAAAAGAAGAUCUUUUGGUUGUAAACCCCGGUGAUUAUUUGAUUUGUGAUAAGAAUGGAAUUGUUAAAUUGGAAGAUAAUGAACAAUUAAAUGAAAUUUUAGAUUAUAUACCAAAAAGAGUUGAUGCUGAUUUAAAGGUUAGUGAAGAUAUUAGAAAUGGUAAACCUGCAACAGAUUCUCAAAAAUUUUGGCGUGGAAAAAUAUAG